AUGCCCAAUACGGACUCCAGUCCCGUACGGAAGCGUCCUGCUGCCAAAGCUGACCCGCCAACUGGCACUGGCAACCCAAACAAGAAACGAGCACGUUCCCCUGCGGCGAACGGAGAGCGGUCAAGAUCACGCUCGCAAUCACCGCCGAGGAAAAGACCAGCAGCCAGAGCUGUGCCUUCGGGCGACAAUGCAAAAAGGAAGCGUGUACACGAGAACAGACAAGAGCGUCGGUCACGUUCACGAACACCUCCGAGAAAGCGGCCUGGGGCAAACGCCGCAAUCAGUGCCGCUGCACGCGAGGAAGCAAGACAAAGGCGACAAGAACGAGAACGUGAGGAUGAGCAGAGGGCUGCCGCGGCAGCAGCAGCACGCGGCGUUCAUGAUGUUGUAAGGCAACACUACAAUGCAGUUCCGGAGCGAGGAAGAGAAUGGCGCAAGACAGACAGCAAAAUCAAAGGACUACGUAGCUUCAAUAACUGGGUCAAGAGCACCUUAAUUCAAAGGUUUUCGCCGAAUGAUGGCGGCGACAGACGCGAAGGAAUCCUUGUACUGGAUAUUGGCUGUGGAAAGGGUGGCGAUCUCAUGAAAUGGAGCUCAGCACCACAAAGAGUAGACCUAUACGUCGCCGCAGAUCCGGCCGAAGUGUCCAUACAGCAAGCAAGAGACCGAUAUCGAGAGAUGUCGAGAAAGCCACCCCGCGGCCGCAAGCUCUUUCAUGCCGAAUUUUCUGUGAAGGACUGCUUUGGCGAAUGGAUGGGUGACAUACCGAUCAUACAGGAAGUAGGCAUAGAUCCCAAUGUUGGCCCCGGCGGAGGAGCAAGCAAAUUUGCGACGAGCGGAUUCGAUGUGGUUUCGAUGAUGUUCUGUAUGCAUUACGCAUUUGAAAACGAGGAAAAGGCACGCAUGAUGUUGAAGAACGUAUCAGGCGCUCUCAAGAAAGGUGGCAGGUUCUUAGGAGUCAUCCCCAAUUCAGAUGUUCUAUCUCAAAAAGUGGAAGAACAUCACAAGAAGAACUCGACUUCGGGAAAAGACGAACCACAGGAUAACGAUUCGGACGAUAACUGGGAUCCAGAAAAGACUCUCGACGAACCAGCACCUGCAAAGGCUCAAGAAGAUGGUGAGGUCGAAGAUUCAGGUUUCGAAUGGGGCAAUAGUAUCUACCGCGUAAAGUUCCCUGGCAAAACACCAAAAGAUGGAGUUUUCAGGCCGCCUUUUGGGUGGAAAUACUUCUAUUUUCUAGAGGAGGCGGUGGAGGAAGUCCCCGAAUAUGUGGUACCAUGGGAAGCGUUCCGAGCUCUGGCAGAGGACUACAAUCUAGAGCUGCAGUACCGCAAGCCAUUCCCGGAGGUUUGGGAAGAGAGCAGACACACCCCCGAGUUCAGCGAACUGGCGGAACGCAUGCGUGUUCAAGAGCGUGGUUCUGGGAGACUCCUUGUCAGUGAAGAGGAGAUGAAUGCUUCCGCUUUCUACCAUGCCUUUUGCUUCUACAAAGUGUGA
Molecule: messenger RNA, 1497 nt
Organism: Pseudovirgaria hyperparasitica
Lineage: Eukaryota; Fungi; Ascomycota; Dothideomycetes; Acrospermales; Acrospermaceae
Product: guanine-N(7)-methyltransferase
Exons: 3
Coding region: 1-1497 (498 amino acids)
Biological process (GO): 7-methylguanosine mRNA capping
Cellular component (GO): nucleus
Molecular function (GO): mRNA 5'-cap (guanine-N7-)-methyltransferase activity
Source: RefSeq, a predicted model, not a curated record